Messenger RNA from Sinocyclocheilus rhinocerous, 1750 nucleotides. It is a transcript of the gene adcyap1r1a, whose product is annotated as adenylate cyclase activating polypeptide 1a (pituitary) receptor type I. NCBI's taxonomy places the organism in Eukaryota, Metazoa, Chordata, Actinopteri, Cypriniformes, Cyprinidae. Gene Ontology annotation, cellular component: plasma membrane. The transcript is spliced from 16 exons. The record is from RefSeq and is a predicted model, not a curated record. Bases 167 to 1750 code for a protein of 527 amino acids. Gene Ontology annotation, molecular function: G protein-coupled peptide receptor activity; peptide hormone binding; vasoactive intestinal polypeptide receptor activity. Gene Ontology annotation, biological process: adenylate cyclase-modulating G protein-coupled receptor signaling pathway; cell surface receptor signaling pathway.
CACUCUCACGCGCCUCCAGUGCUCCACAGACCUUCAUUACUCCAGUCUGUCGAUGUGAGACGCGGGUGACAAAGUUGAAAUCGCAGGUGCACGAAUCGAACCGUCCAUUUGCAGACGUUACAACGAAAAAGAGGAAUUAUAUCGCGAGUUUUUCUGUGAUGGUUUUAUGAGGUUGUGUGUGAGAUCUCUGGGAACAAUCGUGAGCAGAAUGCAUAGACACGCAACUAGAGAGACCUUCCUCGUCCUCUUUCUCAUCAUCAGCCUGAUGUGGCCCAUACAUUCAGAGAUCUCCAACUGCGUCAUCAAACGUGAGGAGGAGAGAUGCUUGGAGCGAAUUGCCCUGCACGACCCUAAAGAUGACGAAGAGUUUGAGUGUCCGUGGGAGUGGGACAAUCUGACCUGCUGGCAGGCAGCCAGUGUCGGCAAGGUCGUGGAGGUCAACUGUCCCGAGCUCUUCGAGUUCAUGAGUCCAGAGGAAGGGCUCGGCAAGAUCAGCAGAAACUGUACGGAGUUCGGUUGGUCUGAACCGUAUCCGCACUAUGUUGAUGCCUGUAUGAUUGGUGACAACACAACCAAACCUGACAUGUACUAUGCAUCUGUGAAAGCUCUCUAUACGGUGGGCUACAGCACGUCUCUGGUGUCUCUGACCACAGCUAUGGUCAUUCUGUGCCGCUUCCGGAAGCUUCACUGCACCAGGAACUUCAUCCACAUGAACCUGUUUGUGUCCUUCAUGCUGAGAGCCAUCUCUGUGUUCAUUAAAGACGGGGUCCUGUAUGCUGAGGAGGACAGCGACCACUGCUUCGUUCAUACUGUGGGGUGUAAGGCGGUGAUGGUCUUCUUCCAUUACUGUGUGAUGUCAAACUACUUCUGGCUCUUCAUCGAAGGUCUCUAUCUCUUCACGCUUCUGGUGGAAACCUUCUUUCCUGAGAGACGCUACUUCUACUGGUACACCAUCAUCGGCUGGGGAACUCCCACCAUUUGUGUGACCAUAUGGGCCGUUCUGCGCCUUCAUUUUGAUGACUCUGGUUGCUGGGACAUGAAUGAUAAUACUGCCCUCUGGUGGGUAAUCAAGGGACCUGUUGUGGCAUCAAUCAUGAUUAAUUUUGUCCUCUUCAUUGGAAUCAUCAUAAUCUUGGUGCAGAAGCUGCAGUCUCCAGACAUUGGCGGGAACGAGUCCAGCAUCUACCUCAGCUGUGCACAGAAAUGCUUCCGUGAGCCCACACAGGCUGCCCAGCAUUCGUGCAGGAUGUCAGAGCUUUCUACCAUCACGCUGCGUCUGGCGCGCUCCACCCUGCUCCUCAUCCCUCUGUUUGGAAUCCACUACACUGUUUUUGCCUUCUCCCCGGAGGAUUUCAGCAAGCGGGAGCGACUGGUCUUUGAGCUGGGCCUGGGCUCCUUCCAGGGGUUUGUGGUUGCCGUGUUGUACUGCUUUCUGAAUGGAGAGGUGCAGUCGGAGAUAAAGAGGAAAUGGAGGAGUUGGACGGUGAACAGGUACUUUGCUGUGGACCUGAAGCAGCAGCGUCACCCUUCGCUAGCGAGCAGUGGGGUGAACGGGGGGACGCAGCUGUCCAUCCUCAGCAAGAGCAGCUCACAGAUACGCAUGUCCAGCCCUCUGGCCGAGACGGUCAACCUCAACCUGCCCAAUCGAGGGAACGAAAUAACAACUGUAUCGUGCAUUCAGCUGCUCUGUAAAGCUGCCUGCUGUUUCUUCUGCUUUGAUGUAGAGAUGAUGUCCAUGUUUGACCUGUGA